AUGGUUGAUGACAUUUUGCACAGAGUUCGAAUGACAAAUUUUAAUUUUGAUAUUGAAAGUAACGACGAGAUGCGGAACGAAGCAUUAGUUAUGUUCGAAGACAUGUGCGUGGUCAUGUGCGGCAGUCUGUUGUCAACUUUGGGAAUGCCAGCGCCAAAUCGUUCGAGGCAUGCUGCAUUCAAUCUUGAAUUACAGCGGGAGAAAAACUAUGAUCUAGAUGAGCAGGCUGAAAGAGUCCGAAAAAAUGUGCCGCUGUUGAAUUCUGAGCAGAAGAAUGUAUACGAUUCGCUGAUGAAGGUUGUUGAUGAUGGAACGGGAGGCAUUAACUUUCUCGAUGCUCCUGGAGGGACAGGCAAAACGUUCGUCAUUUCGUUGAUUCUGUGUACAAUUCGGUCAAGAUCACAAAUUGCGUUGGCUGUCGCAUCCUCUGGCAUUGCUGCCACAUUGUUGGAAGGCGGUCGAACUGCACAUUCAGCUUUGAAGCUGCCAAUGAAUCUUCUCAUGGUUGACCAGCCUACAUGCACAACGACCAAGAAUUCAGCGACAGCGAAAUUGAUGCGAGAAUGCAAAAUCAUCAUUUGGGAUGAAUGCACGAUGGCGCAUAAACUAGCUUUGGAGGCAGUUGACCGAACGAUGAAAUAUUUACGAGGUAAUUCGAGAGGAUUUGGUGGGGCAAUGAUAUUGCUCUCCGGAGAUUUUCGUCAAACACUUCCCGUCAUUCCGAAAUCUACUGCUGUCGAUGAAAUUAAUGCAUGCCUGAAAUCGUCGUUUUUGUGGCGGCAUGUAAAGAAGUUGAAAUUGACCACAAACAUGAGAGUUGCGUUGCAAAACGACCCAUCGGCUGCUGAAUUCUCGAGACAACUGCUAGCGCUUGGUAAUGGACACAUUCCGAUUGAUGUUGUUACUGGAUUAAUAUCGUUUCCGGCAAAUUUUUGUGAGUUCACAUCGUCGAAGGAAGAACUCAUUACAAAAGUGUUCCCAAACAUUGAUGUCAAUUAUAACAAUCUUGAUUGGAUGAGUGAACGGGCAAUACUAGCAGCGAGGAAUAAGGACGUCGAUAGCUUGAAUUUUAGUUCAGAGUGA
This is a messenger RNA of Metopolophium dirhodum (rose-grain aphid), 1083 nucleotides long. RefSeq names its product ATP-dependent DNA helicase PIF2-like. Bases 1 to 1083 code for a protein of 360 amino acids. NCBI's taxonomy places the organism in Eukaryota, Metazoa, Arthropoda, Insecta, Hemiptera, Aphididae. Gene Ontology annotation, molecular function: DNA helicase activity. The record is from RefSeq and is a predicted model, not a curated record. Gene Ontology annotation, biological process: DNA repair; telomere maintenance. The transcript has a single exon.